AUGACCGAUGUAGUUCAGGAACUCCAGUCUCAAAAGAGACGUAUAGUCGUCCUCAUUUCCGGCUCAGGCGCAAACCUGCAAGCACUCAUCGAUGCACAAAACACACCCGCCCUCCCUAACAGCGAGAUCGCCCUCGUUCUCUCAAACCGCAAAGCCGCAUACGGUCUCACACGCGCAAUGAACGCCGUUCCGCCAAUUCCAACGGCCUACCUCGCUCUCCAACCAUACCUCAAGUCCCAUCCAGACGCAACGCGUGUGGAUUACGACCGAGAGAUCGCCAAGAUCGUUUUAGAUGCAAAACCGGACCUCGUUGUACUCGCUGGAUGGAUGCAUGUCCUUAGCGAGGCGUUCCUUGAUCUUGUUGAAGAAGCUGCGAAGGAGAGGGGGAAGAGCAUACCUGUGAUCAACCUCCAUCCUGCUUUACCUGGUGCCUUUGAUGGUGCGAAUGCGAUUGAACGCGGAUAUGAUGCGUUCCAGCGGGGUGAAGUCGAUAAAGUCGGUGUUAUGAUACAUCGGGUAAUCAAGGAAGUCGACAGAGGGGAGCCGAUAGUUGUGAGGGAGGUACCGCUUGCGAAAGAGGAACCAUUAGAAGUCUUUGAGGAGAGGCUGCAUAAAACGGAAUGGGAGAUAGUCGUCGAGGCGUCUGCAAAAGUUCUAGAAGAGACCCCAUAA
Molecule: messenger RNA, 672 nt
Organism: Fomitiporia mediterranea MF3/22
Lineage: Eukaryota; Fungi; Basidiomycota; Agaricomycetes; Hymenochaetales; Hymenochaetaceae
Product: phosphoribosylglycinamide formyltransferase
Exons: 2
Coding region: 1-672 (223 amino acids)
Biological process (GO): 'de novo' IMP biosynthetic process
Cellular component (GO): cytoplasm
Molecular function (GO): phosphoribosylglycinamide formyltransferase activity
Source: RefSeq, a predicted model, not a curated record